AUGUCAGACAAUAGCUUAUCUGAAGAAUUGGACUCCGGUGAUGAUCUUGUUCCACAAGAAGAAGUCAUGGAUCAAAUUGAUAUUAAUAAACGGAACAAGAAGACCAAACCUCAAGACUUGACUUUUAUUGCAGGCCAUCCCCAACACAAGAAACACUACAUUACCUUAGUCAAAGAAGGGUUUGGCUUGGUACCAAACUUCAUCAGUGGCUCACUCCCAAGGAGAGAUGAAGGUAAUCGGGAAUAUUAUUGUGCUACAAUGAUGACUUUAUUCAAACCAUGGCGUACUGGUCAAGACCUUAAAUCUCUCGGUCAAAGUUGGGACGAUGCAUUCCACGUUCAUAACUUUACCCCCCACCACACCCAAGUAAUGUCCAAACUCAAUAUACAAUAUGAAUGUUAUGAUGCCCGAGAUGAUUACUCCAAACAAAGAGAAUUGGGGAAUAUACCCGGUUUACCAAAUAUGCUGGAUAACAUGUCCAUGGAAAAAGGGAAUAACUUCAAUGACCAAGGAGAAUACACCAUGCCAUAUGAAAAUGAUAUUCAACAUGAGGGUGCUGCUGAGUAUGGCAAUACUGGAAAACGUUCUGGAAAACGACUACAACAGAUGGAUGAAAUAGAAAAAAUUCUUGAUGGUUCAGGAUGGCUAGACAAAUGUCCCAGUCAAAUCGAACUUGAAAUACCAAUGGAAUCAAACGAUAUUGAACACAAAACUAAACAGCAGUGGACAGAGUUGAUCCAAAAAAAAACAAGCUAUACUAGAAGAAAGGGAUAA
Molecule: messenger RNA, 774 nt
Organism: Gloeophyllum trabeum ATCC 11539
Lineage: Eukaryota; Fungi; Basidiomycota; Agaricomycetes; Gloeophyllales; Gloeophyllaceae
Exons: 1
Coding region: 1-774 (257 amino acids)
Source: RefSeq, a predicted model, not a curated record